AUGAACGCGGCCGGCUUCCCCUGCCUGCGAGGCAUGUGCACGCUGCCGGCGGCCUGCCCCGCCGCCUCGGCCAGCCCCGGCUCCCCCGGUCCCCCUCGGGGCUCUCCCCCCGCCGCCCAGGUGAAGCCGGAGCCGCGAGGUGCCGGCAGCAGCCCCCCGCUGCCGCCUCCUCCUCCUCCUCCCCACGAGGAGCCGCCACCGCCCGCCGGGGGCCGCCGGAGGAAGCGGCCGGUGCAGCGGGGCAAGCCGCCCUACUCCUACAUCGCCCUCAUCGCCAUGGCCAUCGCCAAUGCCGCCGAGAGGAAGCUCACCUUGGGGGGCAUCUAUAAGUUCAUCACCGAGCGCUUCCCCUUUUACCGGGAGAACCCCAAGAAGUGGCAGAACAGCAUCCGCCACAACCUCACCCUUAACGACUGCUUCGUCAAGAUCCCCCGCGAGCCCGGCCACCCCGGGAAAGGCAACUACUGGACGCUGGACCCUGCUGCCGAGGACAUGUUCGACAACGGCAGCUUCCUGCGCCGGAGGAAACGCUUCAAGCGCACCGACAUCACCACCUACCCAGGCUACAUGCAGAACUCCAGCGCCUUCACCCCGCCACCCACCGUCCGCCCGGUGGCUCCUGCCGCCCCUUACCCAAAUGCCCUCUGCUCGCCCACCUACAGCCCCCAGCUCUCGGGCACCGUCUUCCAUCCCUACGCAACUGGAGUGGCACCGCCAGCACAGCACUCACGGAUGUUCAGCAUUGACAGCCUGAUCAGCGGGCAGCAGGCCCUGCAGCCCUCACCACCUGCCGAGCUGGCCCACCCCUCACUGGGCUUAACCGGGACUGAACUAGCCCCCAGCUGCUCUGCCAGCACCUCGGAGCCUCCCUGCUUUCAGCCGCAGCCCGUCAGCCCUGGUUUGCUGAGCCGAGCUGGCCCCAAUGCUUUGGCAUACCCCUACGCCGCCUCGCCACCCCAUCUCCCCGUAGGGCAGGGCAGCUAUUCACCCGGCAGCCCACAGCUCUAUGGGGCUCCCAGCAGACUGGCACUGCCCACUGUGCGCCCCACUGCCUGCCCUGAGCACAGCGAGCAGCUGCUGGGGCUCCCCGCAUCACCCCUCGGCCAGUUUGGCUCCGGCAAUGCCUAUGGCAGGCAGCCCAACUUCACCGCCGGCCUGGAGCGGUACAUGUGAUGGGACCAUGGAUGGAUGCUCUAAGGAUCCCGUGGAUGGAUGAAUGGACAUGUCCCCAUUGUGGGGAUUGAGUGGGUGGGAUGAGGGUCCUGCUCUUGGGCUGUGUGCAGACACAACCCCAUGUGCGUGGUGAAGGGGACCAAACUCUUUCUGACUCCUCUUUCCCAGCUGUGUUUAACUGGAGAGGAGGUUCCUCCUGGAAGCGAUGCUCGCAUGGUGCAAUGGGCAGGAACCCCAAAAGCAAGGAAUGGUCCACAAAUGGGCUAUCUCCUCUUCCCUGUGUGCUCCUCCAUCACUGGAAUGAGUCACCAAAAAACCCCACUAAACCAAUUUUAAAUGAAUAUUUAAGGUGUUUAUCCUCUUAUUCCCCCAUAGGAUAAAAGACAACAAACAACACCCUGAUUACUUCUUUUUACUAUUUUUAAAAAUGACUUUUAUUGUUAGAAAAGACUUUUUUAAAAUAAAGCUUUUCCUUCCAACCUG
Numida meleagris (helmeted guineafowl) is the source of this 1656-nucleotide messenger RNA. It is a transcript of the gene FOXE3, whose product is annotated as forkhead box E3. The transcript has a single exon. Gene Ontology annotation, molecular function: DNA-binding transcription factor activity, RNA polymerase II-specific; RNA polymerase II cis-regulatory region sequence-specific DNA binding. NCBI's taxonomy places the organism in Eukaryota, Metazoa, Chordata, Aves, Galliformes, Numididae. The coding region runs from base 1 to 1173 and encodes 390 amino acids. Gene Ontology annotation, biological process: regulation of transcription by RNA polymerase II; anatomical structure morphogenesis; cell differentiation. The record is from RefSeq and is a predicted model, not a curated record.